AUGGAGACGCGUCUGCAGCGCCUGCUGGACCGUGUGGGUGCCAGAGGCCGGCGUCGUACGGAUGGGUUUGUGAGACCUGAGCCCAGGGGUUUGGACAGUCGGUGGAGGAACAUCCUGGGGACGGCAGAGGGCACACCGCAGAGAGCGCUCUUCUCGGGGGAGGCAUUUUAUGGGGCACCGGGAGGAGUGGUGGCGUGGCCGGGGCUGGUGUCCUCCCCCGCCCCAAGGAGAGAUGGGGGCGAGUACUCACUGCAGCCCGUGGCCCGGGUCCCCGCUCGGACGGGUCAGGACUCCCGCCCCCUUCGCCCCUCACGCAGCAGCUCCCCCGUGGGUCUGCUGGAGACUGCUCGAAGCGGCACCCGCCUCAGCCACCCGGCCCCCCAGCGGCACGGAGGCGGGGGGGUGGCCGGGUGCCCCGACACGGGACGGCCCGGCGUGCUGGCAUCGCCCGGACGGCCGCCGCGUCUCCUUCCGCAUCUUCGUGAGCGAGGACUCGGCUGUCCCGAUGAGUCUCGGUGCUCAGACGGUCCCCCCAUGCAGAGGGGGCCUCAUCCUGAAUCUUGUGCCAGGACCCCCAGCUGCUUGCUCCCCUGGAGGGUGCCCAGUCCUGGAUUCAGCCAUUUCUCCUCCGGGGACCCUGGGUCCUUUGGGCAGCUUCCAGUGGGGCAGAGAAAGUCGCGGCCUGUUGUAGAGGGGACACGCUGUGUCCCAGCGGAAUUGGAACGCCUGUCGGGAGUUCGCCGGCAGGGACGUCGCGGCGGACGCUUGCUCACGCCGUCGAUGUAGGUCCCGUGCG
Molecule: messenger RNA, 796 nt
Organism: Suricata suricatta (meerkat)
Lineage: Eukaryota; Metazoa; Chordata; Mammalia; Carnivora; Herpestidae
Exons: 3
Coding region: 1-786 (261 amino acids)
Source: RefSeq, a predicted model, not a curated record